AUGUCAGCAAUCCUAGCCCCCUACGCAAGCGAUCACGCCAACCCCAACGGCCCCGGCGACGCACGCCCAACAGCCCUCAAAAUAAUCCGCGACCAAGGCCUUGACGGCUCCCUAGCCGGCAAAAAAUUCUUCAUAUCUGGCGGUACAAACGGUAUCGGGGUUGAGACUGCACGUGCACUCCACGCUACAGGCGCAGAUGUAUACAUCACAGGCCAAAACGUCGCAAGAGGCAAAGAAGUCGCAGAGAAUCUUGCUGCUGAUGGGAAGGAAGGGAAGGUCGAGUUUUUGGAGAUGAAUUUGGAUUCUCUAGAAAAUGUGAGGGAGACUGCGAGGAAGUUUUUGGAGAUGAGUGGUGGGAAGGUUAAUGUUUUGAUUACGAAUGCUGGAAUAAGAGGCUACCCCAAAGCCCUAACAAAGGAUGGCUUCGAGCAACACUUUGGCAUAAACCACCUCGGCCACUUUGCGCUUUUCAACUCGCUCAAGGAUGCGCUGCUCGCAUCUUCGACGCCAGAAUUCAAUUCCAGAGUUGUCGUCCUGUCAGCCACGGGUCAUCGCCAGUCAAAAAUAAGGUUUGAUGAUUACAACUUCGAGAACAGACCCAAUGAGUAUCAGCCUUUGCUGGGAUAUGCUCACUCCAAGAUCGCGAAUGUCUAUAUGGCGAACGAAAUUGAGCGGCGAUUCGGGGCGCAGGGUCUGCAUGCUACAGCUGUGAAUCCGGGUCUCAUUCCUGGAACGGGCCUCAACAAAAAGACACCACCGGAACAGUUAGCGCAAAUGUGGAAGAUGGCAACGCUGAGAAGCUUGCUAAAAUCAGCGGAACAGGGGGCUGCGACGACCAUUUGGGCGGCUGUCGGAAAGGAGUGGGAAGGGACAGGAGGUAAACUGUUGGAAAAUGUGCAGGUUAGUCCGCCUUACGACGAAAGUCAGGGGCCGUUGAGUAUGGGGUAUGCGGAUUAUGCGUAUGAUGUUGAUGCUGCGAAGAGGUUGUGGGAGGAUAGUCUGAGGAUGGUUGGGUUGGAGUAG
Talaromyces amestolkiae is the source of this 1023-nucleotide messenger RNA. RefSeq lists its product as uncharacterized. The record is from RefSeq and is a predicted model, not a curated record. Bases 1 to 1023 code for a protein of 340 amino acids. Lineage: Eukaryota; Fungi; Ascomycota; Eurotiomycetes; Eurotiales; Trichocomaceae. The transcript has 2 exons.